Messenger RNA from Parnassius apollo (apollo), 1746 nucleotides. Lineage: Eukaryota; Metazoa; Arthropoda; Insecta; Lepidoptera; Papilionidae. The record is from the annotation of a GenBank genome assembly.
AUGGAAAAAACACAAAAAGGAACGCGCAUAGGACCGCUGCCUGGGGGUCGCCGGGGCGCGUCUGGAGCUAGCGCUGGACGCGGCAACAUGCGGGCCGCCAGCCAAGUGCGAGGAGCUGCACGAUCACCUAGCAGCCCCUCGCAUCCAUCAUCCCCACCAGAAGGCUUGGUGUCGGCUGGGUCUUCUCGGACCCAGCAAGCGGCACCCGCUGCUGGUGGAGCACGUCGCAUGCGUUGGACAAAAUCCAUGAACGAAAACACAUUGCGGGCGUACUAUAGGGCGAAAGGAGAAGAAACUGUGGGAAUAGCGUAUAGGUCUCGGAUGCAUUGCUUUUUUGCUGAGCUGGAGCCGUCUAUCCCCGUCACGGAACAAAACCUGGCAGACCGAGUUCGGUACAUCAUGCACUCGAAAAUAUUUGAUGAUGCCGAACUCGAACGACUACGACGUGAGGCUAUUCCGUCGUCGAAUGAAUCGGCUAUGGCUGGAGAUGCAGCUCCACAUUCGACAGACCAGCAUCCACACGUGGAAGCUGCCAUGGAUCUUCCAGUUGUGGUUGAUUCGAACGACGAUGAAAUAGUCUCCCACGAACUAGAGCAAAUGAGGAGUAUAUUGGAAGAGGCGAUUUUGGAAACGCGCAGCACCCCUCUCGAAAAUCGACCGCGACUUCCCCGCAUACCCUUAAGCAAGCGAAAUCGGGCUGUCGUGAGGGCUCUUAACCCAAUGCUGGUGACCUAUUUUGAAGCCAGCCGGGACCUUUGCGAGACGGACUCUAUUCUCUUUGGCGCCGCAGUGGCAGUUUGCCGUAUUAUUGGCGCCAAACUUCCCACGGCUGGACGCGCUACUACACAAACUAACGCCAUCCCAGCCUGGAGGAAAAGAAUCGAGGACCGUAUCGCAAAGGCAAGGGCCCUUAUCGGCAGACUGACAAGCUUCAGGUCGGGUGAUAAUAGACCAAGGAUUAUGCGCACCGUUAGGAUGACGUUUGCUGGGACAAAUAUCAGUUUGUCCCAGCCGGAUAUCACGCAGAAACUAACGGAGCGCAUAGACGGCCUGAAGCAAAAGAUCGCUGCUUGGGGGAAGCAGAUUCGACGAUUUACCGAGGGGUCAAGGCGGUUCAACCAGAAUCGUCUCUUCCAAAGUGAUCAGAAGAGGCUCUAUAAAUUAUUGGAGCGACCAAAGGUAUGUGGAGCGGGCCAAGGACCGGAUCAGGCUGACAUUAUCGCAUUCUGGCGUGGCCUGUGGUUAGAGCCCGUAAACCACAGUGAGGGCCCUUGGAUGGAAGUUGUGGCGAGCCAGGGUGCGAGUGUUACGCCUAUAGACCCCAUCACCAUAACGCCAGAAGACGUGGCUGAGGUGGUCCGUAGGGCCCCGAACUGGAAAAGUCCGGGGCUCGACGGGCUGCAUCAUUACUGGCUGAAGGGGUUCGAAGUGUGUCACGCUGUGCUCGCCCGACCGUUUCAAGAGGCUCUCGACCAGAAGUCACUCCCGAGCCUCUUCACUACUAGGAUCACUCACGUGGUUCCUAAAGAUCAGGAUACCACAGACCCGAGCAAAUACCGCCCCAUCACGAACAAUGAAGCGCAGGCGUCCUGUUCUAAAGAGACCAUUCCUAGUGAUAUCACUGCUCCGCCCGCACGUCUCUCAGCCAAGGUGCGAUUGAUUAAUUUUUUGUUAACUGAAGAAACAGCACCUUGGAAGGCGAAACGACGUGGUCCACAAUCAUUUUCAUCUCAAAAGACGCGGUGA